AUGAGACGGUGCAAGAAGAUCGCCAAUCGGCUGGACAUUAAAAUGCCGGAAGUAUGGCUGUACGACUCGCCGGACCCCAAUGCCUUUGCCACGGGGCCGUCGAAGAACAACUCGAUGGUUGCCGUUUCAACCGGCUUACUGACCAACCUGAACGAAGGAGAAGUGCGGGCCGUCCUGGCCCAUGAAAUGGGGCACGUCUAUAAUGGCGAUAUGUUUACGACGACGAUCCUGGCCGGCUUGAUGAAUACCUUCGUCUAUUUUAUCAGCAGAAUCGUCUAUCGCCAGGUAGCCGAACGCAAUCCCAUGCUGGGCAUCGGCGUCUACUUUUUUCUCCAGAUCGUCUUAUCGAUCCUCGCGAUGAUUCCCAUCAGUUGGUGGUCACGACGCCGGGAAUUUUCCGCCGACAAAUUUGCAGCCAAUACGGUUGGCAAAGAGUCCAUGAUCUCGGCGCUGCAAGCGAUCGACCGUGGGUCAAACAGGUCGAGUACCAGUAUCAGACGGAAGAUGCCCUGGCGACCAUGA
This is a messenger RNA of Geodia barretti, 522 nucleotides long. NCBI's taxonomy places the organism in Eukaryota, Metazoa, Porifera, Demospongiae, Tetractinellida, Geodiidae. The record is from the annotation of a GenBank genome assembly.